Molecule: messenger RNA, 1495 nt
Organism: Heterobasidion irregulare TC 32-1
Lineage: Eukaryota; Fungi; Basidiomycota; Agaricomycetes; Russulales; Bondarzewiaceae
Exons: 1
Coding region: 113-1354 (413 amino acids)
Source: RefSeq, a predicted model, not a curated record
GAUACACGUGCAUGUGGGAUUAUCGAAUACCAAAUCCCUUAGACGCCCAUCUCCUCGCUGGUUGCACGCGGACGUGCCCACUGCCCAUAGCCUUUCAAGUCUCUCUGCCACUAUGCACCACUUAUUAGCCGCUCUGCGCGACCUACUCUCUAGCGCAUUCCCUUGUCUUUCCCCCUCACAUAGAGCCAUGUCCUCCCCCAACGAUGUCCUCUACUUUCCCAAGGAAGAAUUCAUCUACAACGUGACUGGAUGGGCGGGGUUCGUCCUCUUCACCCCCACCCCCUCAGAGGACCGCCCGCGCAUCGCCAGCAUAGAACACUGCAAGCGGAAGCGCGGCGUCUUCCACGAGUUUCUCAUCAUCCAGUUCGAGUACCCCGUUCUAGGCGCUCCCCCGCUCACCGUGCCCAUCAUCGUCGAGCGCACGAUCGAGACCAGCCGGCUCCCCAAAGACAAGAUCCGCCCCGGCGCCGACCUCUCCCACGAGAACGGCAGCCGCUUUUCCGCCUUGUUCCAAUCAUCGUCCUCCUCCCGCCUCAGCUUGUCCCCCAGCUCCGUGGCCUCGUCCUCGUCCUCUUCCCUUGCGACGCCCGCCUUCGACCGCAUCAUCAUCCCCCCGAAUGGCGCGCCCGUCGGCAAAAUCGACCGCCACGCCCGCCGCCCGUAUAAGACCUGCCGCAAGCUCACGUUUAAUAAGCGCUUUACCGACUACGACCUCGCUGCGUUGCUGCUUGCGCUCCAAGAAUACGCUCCCGACUACGCGCUCCUCUCGCGUCAGUGCUACUGGUAUGCGACCGUGAUCUACGAUUUCUUCCGCGAGCGCCUCAUCGGCCUUGGCAACGAGGACGGCGAGGAGGUCAAGUACAAUGUCGACAACCUCAAGGACGAGCGUGGGCGCUUCCUCACUAUCUUCACCAUCCAGCCCCCUGAGCCGCCGCUGGGCAAGAUUAAGUCUGAGUUCGAGAAGCAACUUGCCGCGCUGUUGGACGAGAGGGCCCGGGAGGAUCACCCCGCCGCCAAGUGGGUGAGGUCGCAGGAGGAGACGCGAGCGGCCAUUGCAAAGGCGGAGGAGGAGGCAGCGGCGAGGGAGAGGGCGGAAGCCGCCGCAAAGGAAGAGGCAGCAGCGAGGGUGGAGGCCGAAGCGACGGCGAAGGCAGCGGAAGCGGCGGUGGAGGCGGCGGAAGCGGCGGCGACGGCAGCGGCAGCAGCAGCGAAGGCAGCCGACGCAAGGGCGGCGGCGGCAGAGGCGGCGGCAGAGGCGGAGGCGGCGGCAAGGGCUCUGCUGGACGAUGAGGUUGCCCUUCUCCGGCAGCAGCUCGCGGCCCUGAACCAUGCUGGCCUGUCCCCGGCUGCGUAAUAUCAUACCAAGUAUAUCAUCUAUCGUCCACUGAUCGUCAAGUCUGCUCUCAUAUGCUCUGAUCGUUGUUGUCCAUGUACAUCCCAGCACUCUCACAUUCGGCUAUCUAUACCACUUGCAUUGUCCAUUCAUGCUCGAGUU